UUUAAAAUUCAUAUAAUCCAUAAUCAUCAACAUUCAAACAAACAAACAUGGCUAGAACAUUAUUAUCAAGAUUUGGUUCGAAAAAAGAUCUAUCAUCAAAUCAAUCAGAAUUUCAAUGUGCCAUAAGGCUAUUGGAUGAUGAAGAAGUAUUGCAGACUAGUUUUCAGCGUGAACAAAAAGGUCAAUUUCUGUUGGAUUAUGCAUUUAAAACAUUAAAUCUUUUGGAAAAAGAUUACUUUGGUUUACGUUUUGUUGAUGCCAAUAAUCUAAGGGUAUGGCUAGAUCCAACACGUUCGAUAUUGAAACAAGUUAAAAAUCUAAAUCCAAUCAUAUUCUGUUUUCGUGUCAAAUUUUAUCCGGCUAAUCCGAUAUUAUUGAAAGAUGAGCUAACACGUUAUUAUCUUUAUCUACAAUUACGACGUGAUUUAUUGAAUCGUCGUCUUUAUUGUCUUCCUGCCGAUGCAAUCUAUUUGAUGGCUUGUGUUGUACAAUCUGAAUUAGGUGAUUAUAAUGAUGCUGAACAUAAAGAAAAUUAUGUAUCAACAUUCAAAAUUAUACCGAAUCAGAAUGAAAAAAUUGAAUUGGAAACCAUCGAGAUACAUAUGAAUGAAAUGAAAUCAUUAACACCUGCAGAUGCUGAACUACAAUUUCUUGAACGUGCAUCCAAAUUAGAAACAUAUGGUAUUGAUCCAUAUCCAGUGAAAGAUCAUAAAAAAAUCCAAUACUUAAUUGGUAUCAAUCAUUCCGGUAUAUUAAGUUUUCAAGGCAACAAAAAAGUAUAUCAUUUUAAAUGGAAUGAAUUGCAAAAAAUUACCUAUGAAGGUAAAAUGUUCAUUCUUCAUCAUUAUUCUGGCGGUAAAAAGAAUCUUGUUGGAUUUAAAUGUCCAAAUGUUUCUGCAUGUCAGAAUUUAUGGCGUUCAGCCGUUGAACAACGAUAUUUUUUCACAAUGAAUUCAUCGGAUGAUAUUCCAACCAUAACGACUGGUGGUGGUUUAUUUUCCAAACAAUGUAAACUUCGUUAUAGUGGCCGUGUUGAAAGAGAAAUUAUUGAAGAUAUGAAAAAACUACCUGCAACAACAACAACAACAACGGCAACGGCAACAUCGACAAUAAAUCGUCGUCAUUCAAUGAAUACGAUGCCAAUGUCUAUGCGUUCAUUUGGCCGUUCAAAUACGGCACCAUUACCGGAUGAUGGAUCACCAAAUAAAUUUCAAUCAAGUUUUAAUGAUGAUAAAAAUCCUUAUCUAAAUUAUUCAAUAGUAUCGGAACCAGAAAAUUAUGGUAGCCAUAAAGAUGGUACAUUUCAACCAAAUUGUUCAAUGAUUGUUGAACCAAUGAAUGAAGAUUAUGAAAAUAAUCAUCCAUCAUUACAACAACGUAUUAUUGGAUUAUCAUCAACAACAAAUCCAUGUUUACCAACUGAAUUUGAUAUGCGGCCAGAUGUAACGCCAACUGGUGAUGAACCAAAUACAAUAUCAUUUGAAACACCAAUGGUACGAUCAUCACCAUCACAAUUAUCAACAUCCAUACAUCAACAACUACAACAACAACAACAACAGAAAAGUUCUGAAGAAGAAACAACAACAAAUGAUUCAGAUGAAACAUUAGAACAAGUAAGCGAAAUUGUUGAUCAAACACCAUCAACAUAUCAACAGCCAUAUAUGACUACUGCUACUGGUAAACAUAUGAAACAUUUAAAUAAAAAUGAUGAUGAAUCGAAAAAUAACAAUAUCAUCAUCAAUAAUAAUAAUAAUAAUAACAGUAGUAGCAUCAGCAACAACAACAACAACAACAACAACAACAUGAAAAAUAUGGAUAAAUUAAAUCAAUUGACAAAACGACAAAAAACAUCAAAAAUAUCAUGUGGCAAAAAAUUAUGCAUAAUGUUAUUCACAUCAUUAUUAAGUGCAUUGAUUAUAUUCAUAUUGAUUACUGGAUUUUUAAUCAUCAUACUUGAAACCGAUACAGAAAUGUUUAUUGGUUUACGUAAACUGCCUGAAAUGGUGAUAUUUCAACGAGAUUAUUAUCAACCAAUCAAAGAGAAUAUCAUACAAUCAAUUAAUUCAAUGAAUUUAUGAAUGAAUGAACAUUGUCGAUCAUAAUCAAAUUAUUAUAUCGAUCCUCAAUGUUGAUUAUUAUUAAACAAAUAAUACCCGAUAAUAAUAGCACAACGACAACACAACAAACACACACACACACACACAUUCCCCCAAAAGUAUUAAAGAGAACAGAAAAACCGAUUUUUUAAAAUUCCCGGUAAAAUUUUAAUCUUAAUCAUCAUCAUCAUCAUCAUUAUUAUUUUGACUGAAAC
Molecule: messenger RNA, 2311 nt
Organism: Dermatophagoides farinae (American house dust mite)
Lineage: Eukaryota; Metazoa; Arthropoda; Arachnida; Sarcoptiformes; Pyroglyphidae
Gene: Frmd5
Product: FERM domain containing
Biological process (GO): actomyosin structure organization
Cellular component (GO): cytoskeleton
Molecular function (GO): cytoskeletal protein binding
Source: RefSeq, a predicted model, not a curated record